UACGCUCUGAGCUCGUUUCCAGAUAGCCUUGCCUUCGUGGCUUCGUGCCCUGUUUCCUCCAUGGCCACUCUCUCCGUUUCAACCUCUCCCUCUCCUCCACCCGCGCAACGCCAACACCCUACAGCCGGCAACCUCCGACUCCCAUCCACCACUUCACCGCCCGCCUCCGCCUCCAGCUCCCCGCAGGCCGGCGCUCUCGCCGCCCUAUCCUCCCUCCUCUCCUCCGGCAGCCCCGCGAGCUCGCGCCCUUCCGUCUUCCCCGGCGCCAUCCGCGCCGCCGCCGACCUCCGCCUCCCGGGCCUCGGCCUCCAGCUGCAUGCCCUCCUCGCCAAGUCCCGCCUCCUCGACCACGCCUUCUCCGCCUCCGCUCUCCUCCACCUCUACGCCACCCUCGGCCCCCUCCCCCGCGCCCGCCUGCUCUUCGACCGGCUCCCCAAGUCCGACUCCCCCGUGCCAUGGAACUCCAUGAUCCUACGGUGCGCGCAGGAUGGGUUCCUGGACGAAUCGUUCGAGCUGAUGGCGGCAAUGGAGGAGCACGGCGUCCCGGUUGGCACAUCCACCUGGAACGCCGUCAUUGCCGGCUGCGUCCGCGCCGGCGAUGCAGAGCUUGCCGUCCAGUUGCUCGGCGAAAUGGUUUCGGCACCUGGCGUCGCGCCUAAUGCCGCUACGUUUAAUACUCUGCUUCAUGUGAUUGCGGCGUUGCGGCAUGUCGAUGUGGUCAAGGAAUUGCACGCGUUUGUGCUGCGGAACGCCGAGGUUGUGGGGUUCGGGCCUGUGGAUUUGGAUCGGCUCUGGGAGUCCCUGGCUGCAGGGUACAUGCGCAGCUGCUGUGCUGCAUAUGCUGGCCGUGUGUUUCGUGAUGUCAGGGUUAGCACUUGCCAUCUGGGCAACUUGAUGGUUUCUGGAUUUCUCAACUCGGGGCAGCACAGCCAGGCAUUUGAUGUUUUCCGGGAAAUGGCAUUCAGCUGUGCUUCUCAAGCUCAACAUCUUCCAACGGUUUCACUUACGUUGGUCCUUCCUGAAGUUCAUCCGGCAACGAAGAGAGGCUUAGAGAUCCAUGCUUAUGCGUAUCGUCAUGGUUUCGAGUGCGACACAUCGGUGUGCAAUGCUCUGAUGGUAAUGUAUGCAAAGAGGGACAACAUAGACUCCGCGGACAAAAUUUUCCAAGCGUUACUGAAUAAAGACACGGUGUCAUGGAAUACCAUGAUUUCUAGUCAUGCCGUGGUCCAUGAUUUUGAUCUUGCAUUCAAGCUAUUUCGAGAAAUGCAACAUAAUUAUAUAAAGCCUGAUGAAUAUACAUUUACUUCAGUACUUAAUGCUUGUAGCUUUGCCUGCUAUCUUAGGCAAGCAAUGGCUUUACAUGGACAGAUGUUGAAAAUGGGUCUCUGUCAUUCCUAUUUAGAUGAUAUGAAUUCUCUAAUGGAUGCCUAUGGAAAGUGCGGGUCUAUAGAAGAUGCUCAAAAGGUAUUUGAUGAGACUGACAGGAAGGAUACAAUCUCAUGGAAUGUUAUCAUUUCAUGCUAUGGCUAUAGUGCUUCUCCUCAGCAAGCUAUCCAACGUUUCCAUCAGAUGCAAGAUCAGGGCUACAGACCCAACCGUGUCACUUUCAUUGCUCUCCUAGCAGCGUGCAGCCAUGCAGGCUUGUUAGAUGAAGCAUUGCACUACUUUGAGCAAAUGGACAGAGCCUACAAUAUUGCUCCUGAUGAAGCUCACCGUGCCUGCAUUGUGGACUGUUUUGGCAGGGCAGGUCAGCUCGAAAAGGCUUAUGGUUUUAUCAUGGGAAUGUCUAUUGUACCAAAUGCUUGUGUGUGGGGUGCAUUACUUAGUAGUUGCAGGAUACAUGGAAAUAUUGACCUAGCAGAAAUUUGUGCAGAAAAGCUCAUUGAGUUGGACCCUCAGCAUUCUGGUUACUGGAUCCUGCUAAAAAAUAUUUAUGCGAAGGCCAUGAGGUGGAAUGAUGUUACACAACUUCAAGCGGCUAUGAAAGACAGGGGCAUUAAGAAGUGCGCAGGUUAUAGUUGGAUUGAAGUUGGUGACAACGAGAUCCACAGAUUUCUUACUGGUGACCAGCUUCACAAACAAUGUGACCACAUAUACGAAGUACUAGGUGGUUUAACUGAGCAGAUGAUAGAUGAAGGGUAUGAACCUGGAUCCUAGGACAGGCAACACUUUGUCAGCACAGCAUUGUUAUGUUGAGAAACUUCAAUUCAAAAGAACCAUGCUUGAUACAUUAAGACCGUAAUAUUUAAAGUGAUCAUUAUAUGUUGCAGCAAAGAUCAACUGGGCCUUUGUUCAACAACAUUUGAAGCCAGAAGUAUAUUUUUUUUUCUGGCAUGCUGUUGUGAACAUUGCGCAGCAGAAAAGGCUAUAGAAGUUGUUAAAUUGAGGCAAUUGGACAUAAGGUUGCGCAUCACAGGAAGAUCUGGGAAUUGAUCGUUUCUCCGGUGCUUGGGAGGUACCACAAGGUACUGGUACCUCCCCUGUUAUCCACCGUUGAUUACACCACCUCGUCUGGGAAUUUGUACAAAGAAGACUGUUGAGCUUGACCCCCAGCAUUCCGGUUACUUGAUUCUGGUAAACAUAUUAUGCGAAAGCCAUGAGGUGGAAUGAUGUUGUACAACUUUGAGCAGAUAUGAAAGACAGGGCAUAAAGAACUGUCCAGGUUACAGUUGGAUCAAAGUUUGUAACAAUGAGCUCCACAAAUUUCUUUAUGGUGACCUGCUUCACAAAUAAUGCAUGUAUGCAACCACACACAUAUACGAAGUACUCCGUACUAGGUUUGGUUUAACUGAGCAGCUGUUAGAUGAAGGGUAUGAACCUGGAUCCUAGGACAGGGAAUUCUUUGACGAUACAGAAAUAAGGCGUGUGGUUGAUGUGAAUAAUGGAACGGCAGAAAAGGCAACAGAAGCUGUUGAAUUGCAGCUAUUAGACAUAAGUUGAGCAUCAAAGGAAGAUCUGACAAUUGAAUCAUUUGUCGCUUGGACCAGAACUGCAGUUCAGAGUUGCCCGCCCAGUUGAAAUGUCGAGCUACAUUCUCGCCCAAAAAAAUGUCGAGCUAUAGUCAUUUUACUGUACUGCCUUAAGAUAGCACAUUGCUUUAAGUAUUACAGAACAGAGCGCGAUCAUGGUUGGAUACCAAUUAAUCGUUGUCAGGCUUAGCAUCAAUGCCUUCCUUCUAUUUUUGUUUUCUUCAAGGAACGACUAGCACUCCAAGGAUCCCAUUCAACAGAGGGCAUGUGUUUUUUUUUCUUUUUUGGAACAAUAGAGGACAUAUAUUCUGAUAUCCACAAUAUUCAUUGUACCUGCCU
Molecule: messenger RNA, 3308 nt
Organism: Brachypodium distachyon (stiff brome)
Lineage: Eukaryota; Viridiplantae; Streptophyta; Magnoliopsida; Poales; Poaceae
Product: pentatricopeptide repeat-containing protein At4g16470
Exons: 2
Coding region: 61-2157 (698 amino acids)
Biological process (GO): RNA modification
Molecular function (GO): RNA binding; protein binding
Source: RefSeq, a predicted model, not a curated record